CUCAAGCCUCGACUUAAUUUUCUAGGAGCAAAGACGAAUAUUUUCGGUACACCCCCCGAUAUCUGACAUUCACACAUGAGGUAUUCCACGAUGAUACUUGAAAAGCCCGCAACAAAUUCUUGGCUUCUUAACUGCCCCAAAUCUGCGCUCAAAUCCAUCCCCGGCCUCCCACUAGUCACUUGCUUAGACUAUGCGCUACAUUCCCCAGGAGCUCAUUGACGAAGUCAUCGCCUUCGUGCACGACGAUAUGCCAACCCUAAAAACAUGCGCCCUCGUUUCUCAUGCCUUUCUCCCUUCCAGCCGCAAGCACACAUUUUCUCGAGUCAUCUUGGCUCAAAAGGACUACCGCUCUAGCAGUGCUCGUCCAUUUUCUGGGGGAAUAAUGUGUACCUGCGACAACUUUCAUUCCCUUCUUCGCAGCUCACCCUACAUCGCGUUCUUUGUCGUCUCACUUCGAAUGGUACACUUUCAAGUUGAAUACGGAAGAGGUGUUCGCGGAAUUUAUCAUGAGGACACGCUACCAUGCAUCCUCGAUUCUCUGCAGAACUUGCAACGCAUCACCGUUGGUGCUGACGAUAGCAAGGUAUCGUGGCGUAUGCUGCCGUCGGUCUUCAAGGAGGCUUUAUUUCGGUCGUUUUCCCUCCCCAGUGUCCAGUGCAUUGACAUUGAUCAACUGGAAGAUAUCGACCUACCACGCACUCUGAUGGGCCGCCUCGCUGGAUCACCAUCUUUGAAGCGGCUUUCACUGAAUUGGAUCGAAUAUUCACGCGCUCCCCGUUCUGAUGGUCUGGCUGAUGCAGACGUACGGGAGCCCGUGAUACGUCCGCGUCUCGAAGCAUUGGAGCUAUCAGGAUAUGAUUGUCCAGUUAGCGCAAUGUAUCUAUCAGGACCAAAUUCUCUAUUCGACACCCAUCACCUCCGUGAGCUUUCGGUGGGCUUUACGGGGAAAGAUCUGCAGAGGCAGCGUUCUUUGGUUCAAGCCAUCAUCGAUCAAGCCUCGAAUACUCUGGAGUGCCUGGUCUAUCGGCAACUUUUUGAAUGGGACUCUUCAUUGAGCCAAGGGCCUCUUCUGAAGACAGAACAUCUCGCGCGUCUGCGAUCGCUGUACGUUAGCGUCGAUUUCGUACCACCUCCCGCUUUGAUACCAUUGACGCGUACGUUGGAGGAGCUAAAACUGCUGGUGAUUUUACGAGGCAAUCACGUACCGCCGUGUCAUGAAUGGUCAUUAUUGGAUGAACACAUUGGCCAUUGUCGCGACAUGCCAUCGCUUCGUAGCGUGGAUCUUAAGCUGCACAGUCAAUGUGGGCAUAACUGUUAUAGCUUCUUGUGCACAGGUGCCAAGGGGGCCGAGACUCUGAGAGCUUCACUCAAAGAGGUCAAAAAGUCGCUGCCUAUAUUGCGUCACCGAGGUAUCUUGAGUGUGGAGGCAAUUCGAGUGCGUCGAGUAUGGAGCGGAGAGUUUAACUAGCGCAAGUGUUACACCAGCAAUAACGACACACUCAAAGAUCGUAGUAGACUUGUAUCACUACAAAGCUGAGGUUCCCUGUAAUCUUGAAUAUAUUUGUAGAAGGAAUACUAUGAAGUAUCAUCAAUAUGCUGGCAGAAAUGUGGAAACUUUGAGCAACC
Messenger RNA from Desarmillaria tabescens, 1626 nucleotides. RefSeq lists its product as uncharacterized. The transcript has 4 exons. Bases 191 to 1468 code for a protein of 425 amino acids. The record is from RefSeq and is a predicted model, not a curated record. NCBI's taxonomy places the organism in Eukaryota, Fungi, Basidiomycota, Agaricomycetes, Agaricales, Physalacriaceae.